Molecule: messenger RNA, 3727 nt
Organism: Gigantopelta aegis
Lineage: Eukaryota; Metazoa; Mollusca; Gastropoda; Neomphalida; Peltospiridae
Exons: 6
Coding region: 260-3337 (1025 amino acids)
Biological process (GO): signal transduction
Molecular function (GO): protein binding
Source: RefSeq, a predicted model, not a curated record
GCGCUAUUGUUGCUGUCAGACACGGUUGACGUGCGUUGAGCCUUCCUCGUAUCAUCGACACAGCAGUUGUUUUUCCAGGAAACUAGUAGUCCCCUUUUUGACCUACAUGUCUAUACGGAGUUUCCCAGUUUUAUUAACAAGAUGGCGAACAUCGGGGUGUUGUUUUCUUUUCCUUAACCUUGCGUAUGUGACAACAAAUGGCGAAUACUUCGAAUCGAGUUAUCCAAAUAUGUGACAAUAUCGCGAUUUAUCGAAGUAUAUGACACCGACGGAGAUGGCAAAUACGCGAGGACAACAGUGGAGCGGGUUAAUCGAAGACCUGCCACCGUCUAUUCUGGACACCCGUGUUCGUGACUUCCCGAUGUCGGUGAUAGACAAGUUAGGGUUGAUGCUGUAUAACGAUGGGAGAGGGGAGGCGGGCAACUGGGAGGGGCUCGCGGAGGAGUUGGGGGUGACGACGAACGCUGAACUAGAGGAGAUUCGACGGCGGGCCCACGUGGAGCAGAAGUUCCCAGGCUGUCGUCUGCUGUGCGACUGGAUGGCGGGAGACGGUAAAACUGUCUACGUCUUACUGCAGGCCUUGAAGGCCCAGAACAGACAGGACUGUUUGGAGUACCUCAUUCAGAAAUGUUAUGGGCUUCACUCCAUGGACCUGCACGUUAAGAUCGAGUUCGACAUGGGUCGCUACGAGUUCAAAUCCGUGUCAACCGAAAUGAAUGCUAGUCUCGCCUCGAGCCUCGAGAACAUUCUCCAUCACCUUCCCAACUACGUCAUCACCGGACCAGACGCGUCCAUUGGGUGGAACACCCCGGCGCGACAGCUCAAGGGUAAACAGCUUUCGCUGAAGAAAGUUGAAGCGACCGAUGUCACCAGACACACCGUGUACGGCAGACACACACAACACGUCGGCGUGCCCACGUCCACGUCGUACCUGACGUCAAGCCAGGUAGUGGACCUGAACCGACUGGACCAGAGACUCUCAGAACACCGUCUGGACAACCUGAAGGGACACGACCAGACGGCGUGCGAGGUGGUCUUCAACAUCCCCGUGUCAGGCCACACUGUGGUGGACAACACUCACCCAAAGGCAUCAGCUCCUCCAAGCUCUGUUUCCUAUAAUAAUUUAUCAGGAUGCAAACAUGAAAUACCAUCAACCGCUUGUGUAGCAUCAUUCAUUAAUCACACCACACCAAAACAUCCAUUUGUUUCAAACAGUUCUACGACGCCAAUGCACAAAUGUUCAAACAGUCUUACGACACUGAAACCAGUCUUUGCUGAUCCUAGCGUCUCUCCACAAUGGCCAUCUCUUCCGAUGGACGAAUCUUUUCUCGAUCACGUGAAUCAACGCACGCAACAGACCGUGGUGAAAGGAGUAGAAGGACAUCUUGUUACAGGCGAUACGUCGUUAAAACAGCUGGUUUCGAGACCUGCAUACAGCGUGGUGCCGAAACAUAACCCAAUAUGCAUCAAGGAACAUUUUAUGACAAACAAUCCAGUGACUGGACCCAUGUCUGUGCAACAGUUUCUAGCCAAAAACACUACGUAUGCCAAACCAUCAACACAGCUAGGACAACCUCCUCAUCCUGUGAUUUCAUCCAAACCGACUGUCCCAAUGCCAACAGUUGUUACUCAUUCUAAGAUGACUGGCUCAUCUUCCACUAAACCCGCGUGUCACGAUUUCAAUCGUUCAGACUGUUGCAAUGCAAACAGGUGCACAUCAGGUCCGUCUUCUGUUGCUAAUAUCAACCCAGUUCUUGGAUCUCAGUCAACGACGGCCUCGUUGAUGACGUGUGCGACAAAAACCACACCGACCACGGCAUGCACCUUCGCUCAUUCGCCAGCGUACAUUGGUUUGGACCACCCUGUGAUUUCAGUGACUGCCAGACGAUGUGUGCCGCCUUCUGAGGAACAUAAUCCAGGACAGGAUAGAGCUGCACCACCAGCAGGACCAGGUGCUAUGGUCGGUUACCCUCAUCGUGGUCCAGGUUCCAGUGUAUCAUCCUCGCCAGUGUACUAUAAUCUGGUGGAGGAAAACAUCGUGAAAACAAAUCCCAGACCGUGUACGUAUAACAAGCGUCCAGAUGGGUAUGUGGAGUUGAGUGAUGAUCCUCAAAUCACUGGUAUGGAGGUGUCUGAAUCCACGGAUAAAAACUCGGAGAGUGCGAACAAGGUUUCUGAAUGCAUCAUUCAAAAGAGUGCUGAUGGCUACUUCGGUUUUGCUGAUAUCGGUGACAACACUGGUCCUCAGAAAGCAUCUCAAUCCGACCCAUCACGCAGUGCAACCAGUAGCGAUUUAAAUAAUUCGGAAAGUGGGGUAUCAUCCAUGGAGUGUGAAAACGCCGAGGCUGCCUCUGGGUUAGUUAAAUCAGCGUCUGCCCCUCUGAAGAUUUGUGAAUCUUCUGAUGGGUAUUUCGGCUUUGCUGGAAACUCGGAAUCGCCGAUGGAAUCGGAUCACUGCCUGUUUGCUAUGGAGGUAAGCCAGUCUGAUUCUGCCUUAACAAACCGCGACCACGACAGAUGCAUAGGUACUGAUGUGGAGAAUCAUUCCACACAGCAACCUGCUAGCAGUUAUACCAGAGUGCAGUGCGCAUCCCCUUACAGCAACAAAAAGGUCACAUGGCAGUUAACGUACUCCAGCAUAGCCAACGAAAACGACGAAGAGGAGGAUGCGGAUUAUUUGGACAUGAAUGGACAAGCGUUGGCUGUAGCUAGAACACGACAAGGAAACGGUGGAUCCCUCUUUGCCAUGCAUUCCACCGGAUCUCUUGACAGUCAGAUGAUGGAAUCGCAGUACGAGUAUACUUAUAUUAAGUUUGACGAGGAUCACCCAGUAAAACCGAGAUCCAUGUCGCUGCCACAACCAAGUCCCCCUCUUCCCAUGGAAAGGACGAGGUGCAUGUCCUCAUCACCGAUUGCUGGAGGCAGGCCUAAUGCAGUUGAUAACGACAAGAUUCCAGGGUGGUGUCCAGAUGAAAACGAGUCCACGAUAGAAGAAACUAUGAGCAAGUUCAAGAACGAAGAUGGUAACUUUAUCGUGUGGCUCAGGGCAAAACCCAAGAAGUUCGUUAUAUCUGUGAGCCACCUUCGAGAGAUCAGACACUACUGCAUCCACGAAAAGAACAUCAACAACCAGGUACACUACUACAUUUUCAAGUCUGGCAAAGAGUCGCCGGAUCUGAAAGAGCUGAUAAGCCACUACCAGAGAGAGGGGCUCAAGGGCCCAGAUCCAAUGCUGACUGGCAGUAGGGGCAAGAGGUGGCAGCAGUUUUCACACAUCAAGCUGAAAACCCCUCUGAAGGUGAAAAGGGUCACCACUGUUGUGAGAAAAGACAAGUAGAGAGGUCACCAUGACAAAGACAUAUACUUUUUCAGUAUAUAAUUUAUUUGUGUAAAUUAUUUUAUAUUAAACAUAUGUGCUGUUAUAAUAAGAUUGUGGCUAUACGGCAACCCCUGUAAUUGCCCACGGCAAUCAGCAAUUCUCUGCGGCAUUCGGCAAUUCUCCACGACACGUUUUUACCUUGGGACUAUAUUGUAGGUGUUGUUGUUGUUGUUGUUGUUUUUUCAAUGGUAUGUUUUUUCAAUGGCAUGUUUUUUGUCGUGUACAUUUUCUUAAUUGCAGGGUUUGUACAGAUGAUAAGUAAUUGAAUACACAUGUUACUGUAUAUGUUCUGAAGUCUAAUUCACAGAGCUAAUGCAGGCUCUCUUAAAAUACACCGAGUCAUCCUUG